UCACAGUUCUCAUACACACAGAGCCAUCCAUAUACGCCUUGCACGAUGUCGUCCUCUUCUACUCUCAACCAGUCAAGCACGAAGGAGUGGCUUAUGAAGUUUUUCAGCGCCAUAGACAGCCUCGAUAUUAAUCGUUGGGUAGAUAACUUCUACACCAAAGACGCCGUAUUGGAGUUUGGCAAUAACCCCGCCAUCCAGGGCGCCGAGAACAUCAGGAAGUGGUUCGGCGACCAGCUGCCAUUGGUUGCGAGCAUGAAACACGAUACUGGGGAAUUCCACGAGGCGAACGGCAGCAUCUAUGUCGCAGCUACUAUAACCUAUGUAGUCAAAGGCGAUCCGAUCAACAAACCCAUUCCUCUUCGGGCAUUUGCCAUUUGUCACCGGAUCGCGGUAGACGAGCCAACAUCUGAGAACGAGGGAAAGAGGGCGAAUAAAGUACAGAUAUUCAUCGAUAGGGGUCUGGUCAUGGAGAGGGUCAAGGAGAUAAUGGUGAAAGCUUGAGAGAUGGGUGGAUGUGUUAACAUACUGCAGUGUAUUAGUAGAUUAAGAUCAGCAGGAAUAAC
This is a messenger RNA of Stereum hirsutum FP-91666 SS1, 563 nucleotides long. RefSeq lists its product as uncharacterized. The transcript has 4 exons. The record is from RefSeq and is a predicted model, not a curated record. The coding region runs from base 46 to 501 and encodes 151 amino acids. NCBI's taxonomy places the organism in Eukaryota, Fungi, Basidiomycota, Agaricomycetes, Russulales, Stereaceae.